AUGCGUUGGAUGCGUUUUGCUUCUUCCCUUCUUGCUGCUCUCAGCUUCUUCACCCUUGAGGCUGUAGCCUGGGCCGAAUGCACAAAACCAGAAGUCAGGAAGGAAUGGCGUACAUUGUCCACCAGUGAGAAGGCUGCUUGGAUCGCCGCCGUCAAUUGUGUGUCCAAGUUCCCUCACGACCCCAAGCUCGCACCGAUUGUCCCCAGGAACAUCUCAGACAUCCCACCUGUCAAUGAGUCUAGCAGCUACUGGGACGACCUCACCUACAUUCACAUGGAUCUGAACACCCGGAUCCACUUCACGGGUUACUUCCUCCCAUGGCACCGCUGGUAUGUUGCAGUGGUCGAAUCGGUCAUGAAAUCCAGAUGUGGGUUUAAAGGAACCGUUCCGUACUGGGACUGGAGACUUGACUACAAGGAUGUGAAGACCAGUCCGCUCUUCACGGACCCGGACCCUAUCAGCGGUUUCGGUACAUGGGGCGACCCCGCCAAGGACUUCCAGGUCCAGGAUGGCGGGUUCGCCACCAUCGAGCACGCGUACCCCGUGCCGCACAGGCUCCGGCGCAACUACACCCUCCAGCCCUGGCUCCAGCUCACCCCCGAGCAAGACCCGACGAUGACGGACGUCAACUGGGAGGGAAACGCGUCGUUCGUCCCGCAGCGGAUCCAAGAGCUGGUGGACCACACCCCGGGCGACUUCCCCGGCUUCCAGAUGCGCAUGGAGGCCCAGGUCGGCCCGCACGCAAACGGGCACCAAAUCGUCGGAGCUGACAUGGCCGGCUAUUGUCCCUCGGACGCGUACCCGAACUGCCUGCCGGCGCCCACCUUCUCUGUGAACGAGCCGCUGUUCCAGCUGCACCACGCGAUGGUCGACAAGGUGUGGUACGAGUGGCAGCACGCCAACCCCGAGAAGAGCUUCUGGGCGUUCCACGGCGGCUCGAUCCAGAAUCAGACGUCCCUCGCCGCAGCGAACGAGUAUCCGAACGGCAUGCCGCCCUGGAUCUCGCUCACUACAAAGAUCCAGGCAGACGGCCUGUUCCCCGAAGUUACGAUCGCCGACGUCAUGAACACGACGGGGGGAUAUCUCUGCUAUGUCUAUGAGUAG
Messenger RNA from Dichomitus squalens LYAD-421 SS1, 1104 nucleotides. RefSeq names its product Di-copper centre-containing protein. The record is from RefSeq and is a predicted model, not a curated record. NCBI's taxonomy places the organism in Eukaryota, Fungi, Basidiomycota, Agaricomycetes, Polyporales, Polyporaceae. The coding region runs from base 1 to 1104 and encodes 367 amino acids. The transcript has 8 exons. Gene Ontology annotation, molecular function: oxidoreductase activity.